Molecule: messenger RNA, 201 nt
Organism: Colius striatus (speckled mousebird)
Lineage: Eukaryota; Metazoa; Chordata; Aves; Coliiformes; Coliidae
Product: gallinacin-8-like
Exons: 3
Coding region: 1-201 (66 amino acids)
Biological process (GO): cell chemotaxis; defense response to bacterium
Cellular component (GO): extracellular region
Molecular function (GO): CCR6 chemokine receptor binding; chemoattractant activity
Source: RefSeq, a predicted model, not a curated record
AUGAAGAUCUUUUCCUUUUUCUUUGUGGUUCUCCUCUUAGUGCUCCAAGGCACUUCAGGUUUCAUGCGUGCACCUAGUAAUGCUGCACAGUGCAAACAAGCUGGGGGGACCUGUUCCAUCAACCACUGUCCUCUACCCAAGAUGAGGUCCUUUGGACGUUGCCAGCAAGGAGUCCCUUGCUGUCGAACUGUGUAUGAUUAG